CCAAGAGUGUGUGUAAUAGGCUGGAUAAGCGCUCAGGGAUGCACAGACGUAAGACUAGAGGGUGAAUUGGAGAUACACGUGGGUAUGUGACCGGAAGCUUCAAGUCUCGAGAUGAACGAGAUGGUCAUCUUACGUCUUAAGACGAUAGGGAAGACAGUGCGGUAAAGUCGAUAGCCACAAACACGGCAAGUACAUCAUCAUGUCAAGCAACCUGGAGACACAUCGUGGGCAUGCACGCCAUCUAUUCAUCUUCACCGCACCUUACCCCCCCCCUUUAUGGUCACCUCCACAUCCCGUCCUCUUCCCCAUUCCAUCCCUCUCCGCUUCCAGCUACUUAUACACCUUCCCCAGCCCACUCCCUGCACCCUUCCCCUCCGCUCUCCCUUCUCAUCCCCAUAAUCCGAAAAAAAGUUCAACGCCUUCAAAUAAGCUCAAAGCAUCCAGCAUACAAAUAACCCGUCCAGGUCCCCCGGCCUAUGCCCGCAUCCAUGAUAAAUAAAACAAAUAUAUAUCUCCCAGCGUCGUCUCUAGAUUGGUUAAGAUGCGGUAAAAGAAAAGACGCUGGAACGCAGGCAAAACAAAAGAAAGA
This is a messenger RNA of Mytilinidion resinicola, 589 nucleotides long. RefSeq lists its product as uncharacterized. The record is from RefSeq and is a predicted model, not a curated record. Bases 200 to 499 code for a protein of 99 amino acids. The transcript has a single exon. NCBI's taxonomy places the organism in Eukaryota, Fungi, Ascomycota, Dothideomycetes, Mytilinidiales, Mytilinidiaceae.